AUGGCUUUGUCCAUGUUGCCAUCCUUGAAUCCAUCAAAGAAUUCGUUCACUGCUCAACACAUGAAAUCCCUCUCCAAAUGUUUCAAGAAAUAUGGGCUUCGAUAUGAUGACCUCUAUGACCCAAUGUAUGAUCUAGACAUCAGGAAAGCUAUGGCUCGCCUUCCUUGUGAGACCGUUGACGCGACGAACCAACGUCUCAAGGAUGCCGUGGAUCUCUUGGUGAAGCACAAGUACCUUCCCGACGAUUUGCAGGCAAUGAAGACAUCAUUUAGGAAAUACCUUCAGGAUGUUGGCUCUUGUAAAGAAGGUAAGGGCAUAAGGAAAACAUUGGGAGCUGAUGUAGUGCGAUCCAGCUGCUCUCACGUGUCUGAUGAUUCGGACGUUGAUUUGGAUGCUUGUCUUGUUAGUGACCGAGUUGCGCUAGGCCGAGCUAAGGAUGGCCAAGCUGUUGUUCUGCAAGAGAGGUAG
Messenger RNA from Nelumbo nucifera (sacred lotus), 468 nucleotides. The record is from RefSeq and is a predicted model, not a curated record. NCBI's taxonomy places the organism in Eukaryota, Viridiplantae, Streptophyta, Magnoliopsida, Proteales, Nelumbonaceae.